Molecule: messenger RNA, 1050 nt
Organism: Caenorhabditis elegans
Lineage: Eukaryota; Metazoa; Nematoda; Chromadorea; Rhabditida; Rhabditidae
Gene: srw-1
Product: G-protein coupled receptors family 1 profile domain-containing protein
Exons: 3
Coding region: 1-1050 (349 amino acids)
Biological process (GO): G protein-coupled receptor signaling pathway; signal transduction
Cellular component (GO): membrane
Molecular function (GO): G protein-coupled receptor activity; G protein-coupled peptide receptor activity
Source: RefSeq, marked reviewed
AUGAAAGAUGUAUGGCCGGAUGCGGCUUCCGCGUUCUAUUUUGACUACCAUGCUCGUCUUGUAAACACUGUCAUUUCAUUCCUCGGCUUGUUAUCCAACAUUUUCCAUUUUUCGAUUUUAAUCCGAAAAUCUCUUCGAUCAAGCCCUGUGUUCAGUAUGAUGUUUGUUAUAUGUAUCUGUGACUUGCUGCAACUAUUAACACAGACUCAAAACGAUAUCAAAUACAUUCUGGAGUUCAACCAACCUGAUUUCUGUCUUGGAUUCGACACAUACUAUGCUACAGCUCUCACGUUGACCAUGGAAACUCUAGGCGGCUUUUCCAUGCUUGUAUCGUCUUGUCUUGUAAUUUUAGUUGCUUUAUUUCGCAGUCUCUCAAUAAAAUUUGCCAUGAGUAAGUGGUCAUCUACAUUGGCAAAGACUUCAACAGCCAGAAAAACAUCUUUAAUUGUCAUUAUCAUCUCGGCAAUGUACAAUCUCUCCGCAACACAUUUCAAGUACAAAAUCACACCUAAAUCUGAUGACGCAUUCUGUGCAUUCAGCUUCUAUACUGGAGCAAGCUCUGAAAGGCGACUGUACUCCGCCUCGGAUGGACAUUCCAGUACCAAUGCAAUUCUACUUUUUACUCUUUUCGACGGGCUCAUUCAAAUAUUUCAGCUAAUCGUUUUCAUUUUUACUUCCCUUAUUCUAUCGAGAUUCAUAAAAGAAGCAUCUAGCAUGAAAAUGAUGAAAAGCAAAAGUGACAGACAAGCUGAAAAAACAGAAGGGCUUAUACUAUUCACACUUUGCUCAUUUUUCAUCUCAACGUUUCCAAUUAUAAUUGCAAACUUCAUGUUGCCACUAUUCGCAAAUCUACAGAUCAUACCAUUAAUCCUUAUCAGAACCCUUACCAUAUCAACCAUGUUACAAACCAUAAACGCAGCUACUCACGGAUGGGUCUGUCUUCUGAUGUCAUCGCAAUAUCGAGCCGUGGCGAAAACGGCGUUCUCUCCUGAUCACAGCGUUAAUGCGAUUGCCCCAGCAGUUGAGCCUUCGAAUGCAUCGGAUGGAUAG